Molecule: messenger RNA, 1487 nt
Organism: Gymnodraco acuticeps
Lineage: Eukaryota; Metazoa; Chordata; Actinopteri; Perciformes; Bathydraconidae
Gene: arpp19b
Product: cAMP-regulated phosphoprotein 19b
Exons: 3
Coding region: 170-511 (113 amino acids)
Cellular component (GO): cytoplasm
Molecular function (GO): protein phosphatase inhibitor activity
Source: RefSeq, a predicted model, not a curated record
AUCUUCUGUCUCCCAUCCGCAGCUCUUGCAUCGACUCCCCGGCCUGUUGCUGUACAGGCUGUUCCCUCGCCCGCCGAGUCGCUCCCACCUUUCAUAUCCCAGAAGAGCUGGUUGAACGGCUAGCGCUACACCCGCAGUUUUGCGAGAAAACCAGGGAUUACAUACAACGAUGUCUGAAGAGGUUGAGGGAACAAGAACUGCGGAGGAAAAGCAGGAAAUGGAGGACACAGUAAUCAGUCCUGAGAAGGCAGAGGAGGCCAAGCUGAAGGCCAGGUAUCCUAACCUGGCAGCCAAGCCUGGUGGCUCUGACUUACUGAGGAAGAGACUUCAGAAGGGGGUGCCCAAGUAUUUUGACUCUGGUGACUACAACAUGGCAAAGGCAAAGAUGAAGAAUAAACAGCUUCCAUCAGCCCCAACGGAGAAGACCGAGAUCACAGGGGGGCACAUCCCAACACCUCAGGAUCUGCCUCAAAGAAAGACAUCAAUCGUGGCCAGCAAACUGGCUGGUUAAUGGGUUUUAUGUUUACCGUUAUGUUAUCAUUCCAACCCCCACUUUAUAUCUUUUUGGUUUAUUUUUGUUUAUGUUCACCUUUUUAUAUGUAUUCUCUAAGAACAAGUAAUGAACCAAGCCAAAUUCUUGAGAAAAAUGGCCACUGCCAGGCACUGGAUUGCCAGUGAGCUAAGUCCAACAAAAAGUUAAAGCUGCAAAUCCUUCUCAAGAUCUUAAAAAUACUGAAUAGUGAUUGAUGACAACAAAAUAUUAUAAAUAUGAGUGGAAGUUAAUGCUAUCUUAUACAUUUUCACUUUUUAAGGAUAUAUACCUCCAUACAAAUUGCCUGUCUAACAGCAGCUAAAGAGCAGCAGAGGAAUCUUAAUCCGCCAUGUAACUGAUCAUCACAGGCAAACAUACUAGUCACCACCACAGACCAUUGGCAUUGAUGUACUCAAAAAGUAGAAGUGUAAUUCACAGAUAUGUAUUUCAGUUUCAAAUGGUUUUGACUAUUCUACUGCUCGUAUGGAGGCACAUAUUUCACAUAAAUAGUGAAAAGUGGUGAAAUCCUGCUUUUUCUUUGUUUCUAACCCGUGGUUGUUUCCCUUCCUCUCUCUGUGAAGCCGUUCGAUUCUGUGCUUUCCAAGUACUGAAGAUUGGAUCACACAUGCUUUGUAGCCAGUUGUAUUUAAUUCAUUUUAGUGACAUUGGUUUGCAAUGACUGCUGCUGGUCUCCAUCUCAUCCUGACAUCUAAAAUGGCCUUAAAAGUAAUGAAUCGUUGUUCCUCUUGAGCAAUAUUUGCUCCCUCAGUGAGAAUCUUAGUUAUGAAUUUUGCCUGAAAUGUCUGUCACUGUCUGACUGGAAUCGCUUAGGAUUUUAUGGAAAGAAACUCCCAUGACAUGUCUGGAGUGUGCAUGUGCAUUUACUGUGCAGUCACACUGUGCCAUUUGUUUUGUAAAUAAAAUAGUUUUGCAUAAUAUGUUACAAGUACACUUA